AUGGCGGUCUCAGCAACUUCUAAGUCAAAGCCAGAGCUGCAAGUGGUUACCGAAGAGGUCAGCUUUAUCGAGAUCCACCUUCCGAGCGUGGACCCGGGCUUCAAGAACAUCAAGCCCUAUUAUCAGCCGCUCAAAGACCGAUUCAUCCAGGAUCCUGAUACCAGUAUUGACAUAGAAGAUACUGAAGAUCUGAAGCGUGGGAAAAUCAAAUUUCUGGAGACCCUCACAGAGUGGAACGUAAAGUCUCGAUCAAUUGACGGCAAGGACAGCGGGGUAUAUCUGAAGAAUGAAGAGAAGCAUUCCUGGGAAGAUGUGAUAAAUACUCUAGAGAGCGCUUUGACGCGAUAUCAGACCUUGGAAAGCAAAGGCUUCCGCGGGAAGCUGCGGCAUUAUCUGCGGAAAUGCCGUGAUUUGAAAGGUCCUGUUGAGAGCUGGAUCAGAUUGUUGCCGACAGAGUCAUGGCAAGGCUCCUUGCUAUGUGGGGGACUGAAGGUCGUCGUUGGUGUAGCUGCGCAGCUCGAUGAUGUUCGCGAGGAGAUCAACGAUAUGGUCGAACAAGUUCCGAUCGCAAUCCAAACUGCACUGCAUCUCAAGAUGGUGUAUGCAACUAAACAGUUGGACAAAUAUUCUGGAAGGCUGGUCCUGGCAACCAUGGAGUGCAUGCAACAGGCUCUUGAAUACUUCAUGCAGCAUCCUGCGAAGAAAUUCAUUCGCGCGGCCUUCAAAGGCAAGGACUAUGGCAAAUACCUGUCCGAAUCGGUGAAGGACUUCCAGACUCUGUGGGCCACAAUGGACAGGAUAGCCAUGAAUGAGCUGCACGCCAGCUUCAAAGCAAAGUCAGACAGGGAUGAUACAGAGACCAAGACGCAAGGAGCGGAGGUGAUGAAUUCGAUGAAGUCCCUUCUUCGCGAUGCCACCAAGCGACACAGACAGGACAGGCGACUGAAAGCCGAACGAGAAAAACGUCGCGUCAAGAAUGAGGCGACGCGAAGAAUGAAUGAACAAGUGACGGACAUGUGGAAAGAUAUGCUCUCACUGGCAAUAGAGUGGGAUGCCGAACUUGCAAUCACAGAUCUGGCACAAUGUCUUCGCAUUGGGCGCUCCAUGUCCUCGGAUGUUGAGAGCCGCACAGCUUUCAUCCUGAGUUCAGCUGAAGUCACCAAAUGGAUAGAGGACGAUACCGACCAGCGUCUCGUGGUGAAUGCGCGAGAGGGUCGGGCUGACGUGACCAAUUCCACGGUAUCGUUCUUCUCUUCAUUACUGCUGAGUUCCUUGAACGAGCGAGCCACAGGCGUCAGCCUGUAUUGGUUCUGCGGCCAGCACCACCGCGAAGAUCCCAAGACCAUGGUCGUCGAUUUGCUCGGUCAGCUCUUGCAUCAAGGUCUGAAGCACGUCGUUGCAACGAAAUUGCCCAAUCUGUGCCAGGUUCUCGAUUCAAACAAUAUCGCAGACAGUUUCGACACCGUGACCGCUCUGUUCUUCGGCUGCCUAGCUAUGCAGCUGCAAGAGACAGCCGUAUACUGCAUACUGGACUCUUUGUCUCUAUACGAGGACAGGAGAAGAGUGGAUGACCUUGUGCACUUCGUAACGGACUUUUGUCAGGUCACUGGGCGACAUCCCUUGAAACUCCUGGCCACCAGUCCGGUUCAGUGCACCUACUUGACAGCGUCAAGUGAUCUUCCUCCUUUCUCGAUGCUCUGGGUGCCCAAAGCUAUCCCGCGCAACCGAAUCACAUCUUGAGUCUCGGUGUAACAAUGAGCACCACAGUGCGGUGUCGACCUGAGCUUCGACGCAUCUUUCAGUCACUAAGGCACGCUGGGUUCGCCAGGAGAAUUCUUGUAUCAAGUUGAGUUGCCAGCAUACAGGUGUUGAGAACGGCCGCAGUUCCAAUUCCAGCGACGAGAACGACGUGGGAAUCCCGGCUGUAGCAAAGAUGUCGGGAGUCAUGACCAGACGCUGAUAUCGAUCGUGGGAAGAAGGCUCUCAGCGCCAUGCUGGUAAUGAUCUAACUUGUGAAUGAAGAGGACUUCCUGCAUUUUGAAGAAAUUCGUAGUCAGUCCUCAUGAGCCCACAAG
Pseudocercospora fijiensis CIRAD86 is the source of this 2075-nucleotide messenger RNA. RefSeq lists its product as uncharacterized. The transcript is spliced from 4 exons. Bases 1 to 1740 code for a protein of 579 amino acids. The record is from RefSeq and is a predicted model, not a curated record. Lineage: Eukaryota; Fungi; Ascomycota; Dothideomycetes; Mycosphaerellales; Mycosphaerellaceae.